AUGAAGUCAUUCUCUGUUCUCCUUCUCACUGCCAGCCUGGUCUCGGCCGCUGCCGUUCCUGGCGCUGUCGUUGGCCGCUCCGCUGAGGUCGGCCAUGUUUCUGCCGCUGUCGAGGUCCGCGACGCCACUGUCCCUACCACCAGCGUCUUUGAUCCGGAGGAUGAUGGCGAGGAUGAGGAGGAGGAUCUUCCUGUUGCUCCCAUCACUGCUCGGGCUGAAGAGGCUCAGGAUGCCGCCAAGAACGGUACUGCUCCUGAGGCCGGCAAGCAGCCCGAGAACAAGGACGGCCAGAACCAGAACAAGGAUGGCAAGAACCAGAAUCAGAACAAGGAUGGUCAGAACCAGAACAAGGAUGGUCAGAACCAGAACAAGGAUGGCCAGAACCAGAACAAGGAUGGCAAGAACCAGAACAACAACCAGAACCAAAACAAGGAUGGCAAGAACAACAAUCAGAACCAGAACCAGAACCAGAACCAGAACAACCAGGAUCUCAUCAACCAGCUGCUGCAGAACGGUAAUCUGAACCAGGGCGUUCUCAACCCCUGGCUGGUCAGCAACAUUGGUCAGCUUGGUCUCGGUCAGCAGAUCAACGUUGGCAACCUCAACAGCAUCUCCCUCGCCCAGCAGAUUGCCCUCGUCUCGCAGGUCCAGCAGCUGCAGACUCUCCAGCAGCUGCAGCUCAUCCAGCAGCCUCAGAUCAUCACCGUUCUGAACCAAGGCUUCGUCAACCAGGGCGCCACCAUCGCCAUUGUCGGUUAA
Messenger RNA from Akanthomyces muscarius, 759 nucleotides. RefSeq lists its product as uncharacterized. The transcript has 2 exons. Bases 1 to 759 code for a protein of 252 amino acids. The record is from RefSeq and is a predicted model, not a curated record. Lineage: Eukaryota; Fungi; Ascomycota; Sordariomycetes; Hypocreales; Cordycipitaceae.